Messenger RNA from Trypanosoma cruzi, 891 nucleotides. RefSeq names its product 3'a2rel-related protein, putative. The transcript has a single exon. The record is from RefSeq and is a predicted model, not a curated record. NCBI's taxonomy places the organism in Eukaryota, Euglenozoa, Kinetoplastea, Trypanosomatida, Trypanosomatidae. Bases 1 to 891 code for a protein of 296 amino acids.
AUGGGCAUGCUACGGGAAUCGCAUUCUGCUGACGCCAACAACGACGACCAUCUCAAACAUGACAAAAAGGAUGAUUCCGAUUUUCUUCUUUUAUUGCUUCUUCUACUCAUCUUCCCCGUUGUAUUUCUGGUAUACUUGUUGACUCGCUACUGCCGCAAUUACAGCUACCGUCGCCUGGCGAGGAGAAUAAAGCUGUGGGGCUCGGGACAGCCCGGGGAUGUGGAUGCUCUUGAGAUGGGUCGUGCUAUUGGCGGUGGCGAGUGUCUGACAGAGCGAAAACGCCAGGAGGGAGAUCCAGUGGAGGACAACAAUCUUCUUCUGGACAUUUCCAGGCCCGUGGAGGAGUUUGACCCCAUACGUGCGGAGGCGGAGAAACACAAGAAGCGGUGGCAGCGUUCCCGCGAUCUCGGUGAUGCCGAAAGCUGCAACACCGAGGAGUUGGAUGCUGAGAAGGACGCCACAGCUGAUGCCACAGAUGACGGUGCGGCAGCGAGAGGAUCCGCAGGUUCCGGGGCGUACGAUGCGGCAACGACGCGUGUGUGGCUGAGGAAUCUUGUCAGUGGAACAUAUGCCAAUGCGGACGGCACGGGCGUCGUGCAUGACGUCGGAGCGGUACCAAAGACCGCCGCGACUGACCAGAGCGGGGAAACCGGCGCCGGCCGUCAACUUUACAAGGCGAGCAGCGGCGACGGGCAACAGGGUCAAUUUCUGCGUGGCGGAUCAACGGGCCGCAGUUUUGAAGAAAUUUUGGCAAGUCUUGCGCCGGCAAUUCACGAAAAGGGCUGUGCCAAACAAGAAGGCCCUGCGGUCACUUCCGAGGCCGACGAGGAAGUGGAGGAGGAGGAUGAGGAAGAGGAAGGAGCGGAUUCGAGUGUGUUCAGCAGGCGGUAG